Molecule: messenger RNA, 3125 nt
Organism: Chara braunii
Lineage: Eukaryota; Viridiplantae; Streptophyta; Charophyceae; Charales; Characeae
Source: the annotation of a GenBank genome assembly
UCUAGUACUGCUGCUGCUGUGGGAACGACCACCAUUCCCGGCCGUAGGAAACUACUAUAUGGUGGCUUUUGCGUUAUCUCUAUACGGAAUUCGAUGCUGUUGACGGAUGCAACCGACCUGAUCAACAAUGUUGACAUCACUCGGAAAGAGCCGUCUUCCCUUACCUUGGGUGGUGUGGAUGUAUCGUCAGAUGGCAGUAGCGUGUUCUUCUCGGCUGCAGGCAAUGGUUCCUCGAGGAUACUUAGGCUGUCACAGGACGGUGAAGGGAACAUGAAUCCACCAUUUCUAGCGGGCGUGGACUAUAUCGGAUACCACGAGGGGAGUGGGACUUCAGCAUGGUUCAACGACUCCCAGGGCAUUGCGCUCUCGGCGGAUGGGUCAGUGGUGUAUGUGGCUGACAGUGGAAAUCAAAUGGUCCGGGCUGUAGAUGUCAGCACCGGUGAAACGAGCCACUUCGCAUCCACAUACUCAGCCCCGAACGGUGUGGCGAUCGACCACGACAACAAGAAAAUGUACGUCUCAUCGACCUCUAGCAUACUUACUGUCCAGCUAGAAGAGAAAGCGGCCAAAGUCCUGGCAGGCCCUCCGAUCGGGAGCGACACGACAGGUUGGGUGGACAACAACCUGUACUCUGAGGUACGUUUCCAUGAGCCACACGUCGAGCCCUCAGCGCUGUCAGGGGAUGGAGGUGUGUUGUAUGUGGCCGACACGCUGAACCAUCGGAUUCGUAGAGUGCACACAAAUAACGGAUUGACGGAGACCAUAGCCGGUAGCACGCAAGGUCAUCAAGAUGGCACACCGAUUGCCGCCCAGUUCGAUGAGCCUCGAGGGAUGGCCUUAACGUCCGAUGGAUGCAAUCUGUUCGUAUGUGAGAGGCAUGGCCAGUUACUGAGAAGGAUCACCUUCCAGUCACCAGGUGGCCCAGCCCUAGCCGUCGAUACCGUUGCCGAUCUAGGGGGGGGUGCAGGUGAGGGCAUGUGCCAAUGCGGAUCGCUCGCCAUCAGUCCAAACGAUGAUUUCAUCUUGUUAGGGGCAGAGCACAGCACACUGUUCAAACUGCAUAUAAACACGUCAUCGCUUUAUACCUGCUCUACGCCCUCUCCUCCUCCUCCUCCUCCUCCUCCUCCUCCUCCCUCCCCUCCUUCUUCUGUGCCAUUGCAAGAAGAGUCAGCUCCUCUGCAACCUGCAGUGUCUUCUGGUGGUCCCCCCGAGGAAGAGCCUCUAUCACAGCAAGCUUCUCUAUCUUCUCCAAGGGAUGCAGACAUCUCAGAUGAAGCCCUGUCUUCGUCUGCAAGUGCCUCUGUGCCAUGGGCACCUAGUGCAUGGAUCUCAGACUCCGCAGAUGGAUCAGACUCGGCGAGAGAAUCUGUGCCGACGUCCAGCAGCGCACAUUCCUUGAGUAUGUCUGCACAAUCUAGACCCACUGGCAAGGGUUCAACCUCUGGGUCAAAGAUACAGUCUAUGUCGCUCUCGUCCAGCUCGCUUGUGUCCGCAGACUCUGAGAGCAGGACCACGUCUUCGUCCACGCCGUCCGAAGGGUAUUAUGAUAGUUCACUCCACAGCUCCUUGCUUCGAGCUGGCGCUCAACAGCUGGGUGAAAACAGUGCCGCGACGUCAUUGCCAGCUGGCGAGGGUGGAGGGGGUUCAAGCAAACGUUCACGCGUGGGAGUUCUUGCAGCAGCGAUACUAGGAAGUGCGGUCGGCGCUGUGGCGUUGACGCUCAUUGUGACCUGGCUGAUCUCCACGAGGAGGAGGCACCAGGACGCGGACCUGGAGAAGAAGGGAGGAUUGGGUAUGGGUUUGGGUUUGGGUUUUGCUUUUAACUUGGGUUCCGGUGGAGUCAAGAAUGGGAACAGCUUGAGGUGCUCCACGUCCGUUAGCUCUGGGAUAAGUGGCAUGAUGACAAGUGGCCUCGGGGAUCACGGAGGGGAAAACCGGGACGGUUUGCUCGGAAUACACAAGAUGACGAAUUUCUCUCUUGAGACGCUAGCUCACGCAACUAGUAACUUCAGCACGAAGCAUCUUGUACCUAAGAAAGGAGGUUUCGGUGAAGUGUACCGGGGUGUGCUCGAGGAUAAGCGUGUGGUUGCGAUCAAGAAGAUGACAGGAGAGCUAACCGAUGCCAAGUACAGGCAGUUUCUCGCGGAAGUGCAAGUGCAGAGCAAGCUGCAUCAUGCGCAUCUUUGUGAGCUGAUGGGUUACUGCGCCGAAAAGGACAAACUGUUGCUGAUAUACCCCUUCAUUCAUGGGGGAAGCCUGCACGAUUGCCUGCAUGGUUGUGACGAGCAAGUGAAGAAGGAGGAGAGCUGCAGCUGCAGCAGCACCACGAACAUGAGUCAGAGCAAGAGGUUAUCGAGCUUGCCUUCCUUGUCAAAGAGCUCCAGUUCCAAGCAGCCCGCUGCUCAGCUCAACCUGGACUGGCAAACGCGUGUCACCGUAGCUAUGCACAUUGCAAUGGUGCUUCGGUACUUGCACGAGGAAGCGAAUCCGCCCGUCGUGCAUCGGGAUGUCAAAAGCAGCAAUAUCUUGUUGGAGACGAUCGCUGGGACCACCAGGGUCUGGGCAUGGCUUACCGAUUUCGGGCUUGCGAAACUUGGAGGCAAUGCACUGCUCGAUGUCCAGGGCAACGCGCUGCAGACAUGCCACUUGUCCGGUACGUACGGCUACAUGCCACCUGAGUACUUAGUAGACGGCAAAUUGACUGAGAAAAAUGACGUCUAUGCGUUCGGAGUCGUCCUUUUGGAGCUGAUCACUGGCAAGAAAGCAGUUAUCAGAGAUAAUGGGUCGCAAACUAUUACGCUUGUAGCAUGGGCAACUCCACUUCUGGAGGUGUUGAGCACAUCCUCUCUUAUGGAGAUCACUGAUCCCGAACUAAACAUUACCGCGAUGCAAUUGCGAACCGUCUACGCGCUUGCUAACGUCGCAGCAAAGUGUGUGCAGCCCUGGCCAGACGCUAGACCUGCCAUGAGUGAAGUGGUUGAGCGGAUUUCGAGAAUCAAUGCCACUUUCAGCACCCUCCAGCAUUCUGUGGAUUAACAGAACAUAUGCUGUCAGUGACUGACCUGGACUGGCCUGCUGCGGACUGGCGGACAAGGAGCUGGCUGACUGCUCAUGCAGCUUGCCUC